Molecule: messenger RNA, 1593 nt
Organism: Vigna umbellata (rice bean)
Lineage: Eukaryota; Viridiplantae; Streptophyta; Magnoliopsida; Fabales; Fabaceae
Source: RefSeq, a predicted model, not a curated record
UUUGUUUUGAUGGUAAGAAUGAUAGAGAUGAACUGGAGAACAACAGUGGGCAUCUAUGGUUUUGGAAUUAUAUGGAAAGGUGCGUGAUGUAAGGCUAUGUCUGCAACGGUUAUUUUCCUUGCUUCCAAGAUCAGAGCAUGCAGAUGUAGAGCAGCUGCUUUGUCGUUGCUCCAAUCUGAACCAUCUUCACCAAACUCAAGCCUUCAUGCUUACCAGAGCUCUCAAGAAAGACCCACCAUCUUCCUCUACAACAACCUCAUCUCUGCUCUAUCUUCACACAAUCCCACUCUUGCCAUUUCUCUCUUCAACGCCAUUCGCCUCCAUGGCUUGCGACCAGACUCUUACUCUUUUCCUUUUGCUCUCAAGGCCGUUUCUUCUUCACCUUCCCUCCGUCUCGGCCGCCAGAUUCAUUCUCAAGCCAUUCUUUCCGGCUUCGCCACCCAUCCCAUUGUCCUCACCUCCCUCAUUCACAUGUAUUCCUCCUGCGCUAACGUUUCCUCUGCCCGCAAGCUAUUUGAUGCCGCCGCUUUCAAACAUGUUUCUCUCUGGAACGCUAUGCUAGCCAGUUAUGCCAAGCUGGGUGAUCUCUCCAAUGCUCGCAACUUGUUUGAAUCUAUGCCUGAAAAGGAUAGGAAUGUUGUUUCAUGGACUACUCUUAUUUCCGGAUACACGCACACUCACAGUCCUCAGCAGGCUAUCACUCUUUUCCGCACUAUGCUGCUCCACAACGUGCAGCCAGAUAAAAUUGCCAUUUUGGCUGUGCUCUCUGCGUGUGCGGACUUGGGUGCUCUCCAGUUGGGAGUGUGGAUUCACAACUGGACAACCAUGAUUGCUGGACUUGCUUUACAUGGUCUGGGAAAGGAGGCCCUCGACCUAUUUUCUUGCAUGGAGAAGGCUGGAGUCAGGCCAAAUGAAGUGACCUUUAUCACCAUCCUUUCUGCUUGUAGCCAUGCUGGAUUGGUUGAACUGGGCCGCUAUUAUUUCACGGGUAUGAGAUCCAAAUAUGGAAUUGAACCAACGAUAGAGCACUACGGGUGUAUGGUUGAUUUGCUUGGCCGUGGUGGCUAUCUUGAGGAAGCAAAGGAGCUAGUUAGGUUGAUGCCGUCUGAAGCCAAUGCAGCUGUAUGGGGAUCCCUUCUUGCUGCUUCAAAUAGAUACGGCGAUGCUGCACUGGCAGCGGAAGCUUUGCACCAUCUAAGUGUGAUGGAGCCCCAGAAUUGUGGGAAUUAUUCUCUCCUAUCCAAUACUUACGCUGCGCUUGGUAGGUGGAAGGAAGCUGGUAUGGUGAGGAAGGUUAUGCGGGAUACGGGUAUGGAAAAGGUGGCAGGUGUCAGUUUUAUUGAGGUGAACAAUACAGUAUAUGAAUUCAUCGCGGGAGACAGAUUAAACAUCAAAUUUGUUGACAUUUGUCAUGUCCUACAAAGCAUAAACGGGCAACUCAAGAUGAUUGAUGUGAAAAGGGAACAAUCCAUAGAACUAUAUUGAUGGAAGAGUUUAAAGCCUUGUGAUUUGAUGCUUCUAACUAUGAGAAGGUGGAUGAUAAAAUUGUAGUUUGAGUUGUAAUACUUGUAUUUGAUAUUGUGAGUUAUCUUA